GUUGUUAACUGCUCUGCUACUACAGAGGUUUGAAGUGGACCAUUCGUCUACACUUUCAGUACCCAGCCAUUUCUCCUUGGUGAUCUAAAUGGCGAACAAUGAUUUCUUGCUUCAAUUUCAAGAAUUUGAUGAGGAUGGGACUCUCUCUGGUAAUACCAAGGAUUCGACAUCUGUUGACAUGGAUGAUAUGGUGAAAUCUCAAAAGCAAAACAAAACCACAGGACCUACUCCUUUUGGGGUGGAGAAUGAUGAACUUGACACAGACGAUGACAAAGCAGAGCUGCUUUCCAAUGGAAAGUCUAAAAAUGCGCCUUUCUGGACAUUUGAAUACUACCAAAUGUUUUUUGAUGUGGACACACAAGAGGUGAAGGAGAGAAUAUUUGGAUCAGUGCUGCCAUGGCGGGGGAAAAACUUUGUCCGUCUACAUAUACGCAGUAAUCCUGAUCUUUAUGGACCCUUUUGGAUUUGUGCUACCCUUGUGUUUGCCAUUGCCAUAAGUGGUAACAUAUCCACCUUUCUGAAGCACCAUGGUAAUCCACAGUAUAAAUAUGUACCUGAGUUUCGGAAAGUUACCAUGGCAGCCACAGCCAUCUAUACCUAUGCCUGGCUUGUUCCAUUGGCCCUCUGGGGUUUUCUCACAUGGCGCAACAGCAAAGUGGUGAACUCUGUGACCUAUUCCUUUCUGGAGAUCGUCUGUGUCUACGGUUAUUCUCUGUCUAUCUACAUACCAGCUGUGGUGCUGUGGAUCAUACCAAAUGAAGGGGUCAGGUGGUUCUCCAUUGUUGCAGCUCUCUGUCUCUCUGGAUCAGUUCUAGUGAUGACCUUUUGGCCUGCCAUUCGAGAUGACCACCGCCGAGUCGCCAUUGCAAUUAUCGUGACUAUUGUGGCUCUCCACGUCCUUCUAGCAGUGGGUUGCAAGGCAUAUUUCUUUAGCACACGGGAGUAUGACAACACUUCCAUCAUGGGGCAGAAGGAAGACAUCAAGACAGUGGCAACUAAGACACCUUAAAUGUCAAAUUCUGCCUGAGGUUCUCCAGUUGCCUUAUUACUAAGAAUCAGGUUGCCGUGGUGAUGAAGUCAUUGUCGUCUGGAUUUCAUGCAUACUCAGUGUCCUUGUUGAGCUUUGUCCGAACAGCCAUUAUUUGAGUGCUGGUAAGACUCUACAUUUGAGUGGACAUGGCUAACAGAAGCACUACAUUUUCAACGGCAUUAAUUGUUACUGAACAACCUGUUUUAUAGCAGGAUGUGUCAUUUGUUGUGCAUAGUUCGGUUUCAAAAUAUUUGUGAUUACUGAACUUGAUGGGUUCCUGGAGUAGGACAUUCCGAUUCUGCCAUUCAUUCUUUUUAAAUAUAACUUUUAAUGGGUAGGCCACUGUAUUUAUACUUUGAGCCAAGGUAACAAACUAUCAGUAUAGAGAUUGGUUGAAGUUGCAGAUCAUUGUAAAAAAAAUAUGCAUGGGUUAGGAACUGGUAUGUCACUGUUUGGGUGUUGAGGAUCACAUCCAUAUCAUGUAAAACUUCAGGGCCCAGUUUUUCAAAAGUAGUCUAGUGGGAUUUUGGAUCAUGUAUUAGAUCAAAUUUUAGAAAUAGGAUUUAAAGCUCUGGUAAAUGGGAUUUGGUAAUACUGAAAUUCAGCAUUUGGAUCACAGUGAUCCAAUCCAAUGUUCCUUUAAAAAACGUUUCCUUAUCAUGGCAUAAAAGAUGGAUCAGGUGAUCCUGGAUAGCAAAACAUAGGAUUCCCCCAAAAAACUGGGCCCAGAAGAUUAAUGGUAUUAAUGGUAAACUAAGAUUUUAAAUAUGUCUGGGCAGACUUUACCCUGCCUCGGUACUUUCACAAGCAAAAUCAUCAGCCAAAACUUAGAUGUACAGUUUUUUUUUUAAAGAUAUUUACAUUUUAAUCCCUAAUUUUGAAUUUGAAUAAAGAUUUGUUACUGUAUUACAAAAUGUC
Sardina pilchardus (European sardine) is the source of this 1948-nucleotide messenger RNA. RefSeq names its product Yip1 domain family, member 1 (gene yipf1). Gene Ontology annotation, biological process: vesicle-mediated transport. The transcript is spliced from 10 exons. Gene Ontology annotation, molecular function: small GTPase binding. Bases 89 to 1009 code for a protein of 306 amino acids. The record is from RefSeq and is a predicted model, not a curated record. Gene Ontology annotation, cellular component: membrane; Golgi apparatus. NCBI's taxonomy places the organism in Eukaryota, Metazoa, Chordata, Actinopteri, Clupeiformes, Clupeidae.